AUGGCAUCGGCCUCUCGCACUCCAACCCCGGCACAGCCAGAGCAGACUCGCAACUGGCUGGAGCUCCCGCCGGAAGUGAUGGCCACAAUACUCCACAGGGUGGGGGCGAUAGAUAUACUGGCGAAUGUGCAGAUGGUGUGUACUACCUGGCGGAGAAUAUGCAAAGAUUCAGCGAUGUGGAGAGUCAUAGAUAUGCACAAUUUGGGGGAUUUGUGGGACAUGGAACAUGAUCUUGAGAAGAUGUGUAAGCACGCCGUUGAUCGGAGCGAAGGGCAAUUAAUAGAUAUCAAUAUCGAGUACUUUGGCACAGAUGAAUUGCUCCAGUACAUUGCCAAUCGUUCGAGUCAGCUGAGUCGUCUUCGGCUUGUAUGUUGCCAUAAUGUAUCAAGUGAAGGUUUGAGUGAAGCGGUUAAAAGACUACCAUUAUUGGAGGAGCUUCACCUGUACUACACCUCAAUUGCCAAAGAAUCUAUUGAAGCUGUUGGACGAUGUUGCCCUCUGCUGAAGUCCUUCAAAUUAAACAAUCAAGGGUCCAGACGCCCGCACAUAGACUGCGAUGAGGAGGCACUAGCUAUUGCACGAAACAUGCCUGCAUUAUGCCACCUUCAACUCUUUGGAAAUAAGAUGACAAAUGAUGGGCUGCAGGCCAUUCUUGACGGUUGUCCUCACCUUGAGUCCCUUGAUCUGCGGCAGUGUUUCAAUGUUACUCUCACUGGGAAUUUAGGCAGAAGGUGUUCUGAACAGAUUAGAGAUAUGAGGCAUCCCAAUGACUCCACUGAGGACUAUGGAUUUGAUGCUGAAAUUCAUGACUGUGAAUCGUGUGAUGAGGAGUACCCGUCUGGGUUUUCUGAUAUUGACUUUUUGUCUGAUGAUGAUGAGUAUUAUGAAUUCUCUGGUGCCAGCAAUGGGUUUUCUGACUAUGAGGAGCUGUUUUUUGAUUAA
Ilex paraguariensis (yerba mate) is the source of this 942-nucleotide messenger RNA. The record is from the annotation of a GenBank genome assembly. Lineage: Eukaryota; Viridiplantae; Streptophyta; Magnoliopsida; Aquifoliales; Aquifoliaceae.